Molecule: messenger RNA, 4585 nt
Organism: Pogonomyrmex barbatus (red harvester ant)
Lineage: Eukaryota; Metazoa; Arthropoda; Insecta; Hymenoptera; Formicidae
Gene: Nox
Product: NADPH oxidase
Biological process (GO): superoxide anion generation; defense response
Cellular component (GO): plasma membrane; NADPH oxidase complex
Molecular function (GO): superoxide-generating NAD(P)H oxidase activity; calcium ion binding
Source: RefSeq, a predicted model, not a curated record
GCGAACGUCGUUUCGUUGAUGCCCCGAGGAUGAUUUUCAUUCAGGACUUCUCUCAGUGACUCCGAAGCGCGUUAACGCGGAUGAUCUCGCUUGUUGAUACGCGACGAUAAAGUGAAUUUUCGUACGUACGUUGAACUCGAGAUCUCGGUUUCCGAAAGGUAGAGAUUACAUUUACACGCGAAUUACUUAUCAUAUUAUUCAUAACUGUCGCCGAAUCCUAAUCCGUACAUAAGGAAAUGCGACGAGAGUCAACAAAUUUCUCCCGGACUUUGAGCCUUCAAAAGUGAAAUUUCGACAAAGAAAAGAAAGAAGACGUUCUUCUUUUUUCUUUCUUUAAUUGAUACAGGUUACUAUUUCAUUCGAUAAGAAAAAUUUAUAAAACAAUAGUUGCAAUUUAUGUUUCAUAGUUGCAAGGAAUAAAUGUAUUUAUGUUGUUUGUACAUUAAUGCUAUCUAUGUUUUUAAAUUGUUUAUGAAACUAAGGUAAAUAAAAUAGAAAUUGUAGUGAUUUUAGCGUUUGUUGAGAGUUUUCAUAUUUGUUCAUAAUGAAUUUCUUAUUAAAAGUUCUUCCUAUUCUUUUAAUCCAAAUCAAGUGCUAAGACUAAAAUAGGAAUAAAAAGGGGGAUGAAAAAGUCAAAUUAAAUCUAUAAAAAUUAAAUUUAUAAAAAUAAUUAAAAAUGAAAUAUUUUCUAAAAGUAUAAUAUCCUCUUUUCUCGUUAUAUUUCCUCGGUCAACUUACUUUUAUAAAUUUGUAAAAGAAAGCUGUGUGAAAACAUUGAAACUUCUCGAUCAUUUACAGAAACUGUAAAGAAAAAGACACUAAUUUUUUUUAGCUUUUUGUAAUACUAAUUAUAACUUAAACUGGUUACACAAUAAAUGUAGUCUUUUGGACUGAACACAGUGAAAAUUGAUAAAUAUAAUCUUCCAUUCAAGUAUCACAACUCAGUCGUUGAAUCAUUUGUGUCCAAAACAAGAACGAGCGAGUGACGAGAAAUGCCAGGAAUCUUGUUGAUCUCGUGAUGAAUUGCCAAAGUAACUGUGAUCUUGUUUUUUUGGUGACACUCUUGUUCCUCACACAUACCGCGAAGAGUACUUAGUAACAUGGAAGAGAAUAUCUGUAUGGAGGAAGAAUGCCUGAUCGAAAGGAGAAGGACGACCGCCCUAAAGGAGUGCAAAGAAAUAAUACAGGAAGAAAGAUCCGGCCGCUACAACAAGGAGACCUUUAGGAAACUUUUUCACGAUCAGGUUCUUCUUGGCAAAUUAUUUAUACUGUUCGAUCAAGACCGUGACGGAUUACUAAAGCAGGAUGAAUGGCUUGAAUUUCUCAAGGGGAGACUGACAAACGAGAAGCAAAAUGAUUUCAUUGAUCAAAUCGAAAGUGUGGCAUAUGUGCUAUGCGGAGAGAAUCCAAUAAAUCUCUCCAAUUUUCAGCAGAUCUUUUAUACCAAAGGGAUUGUCGAUAAAUUAUUUCGAUUAAUUGAUCAAGAGAAUUCAGGAUACGUAACGUCUGCCCAAAUCAUGGAGACCAUAACUGGCGUGAGUAAUCCCAGACCGCGUGCUGGUUUCGAUAAAGGGAAUCUCGAGUGGCUGGAAAAAAUAUUUAAGCAGACUGUUGGAAACGAGAGGGAAAUACGUCGAGAGGAAUUCAACACGAUCGUCAUUUCGAAAAACCCAUUUUUUACUGAGAGAGUCUUCCAAAUAUUUGAUAAGGAUAACUCUGGCACAAUUUCACUACAGGAAUUUUUAGACGCUAUGCAUCAAUUUGCUGGAAAGUCUCCAAACGAUAAGAUUAGAUUUCUCUUUAAAGUUUAUGAUAUCGAUGGCGAUGGAUUAAUACAACUUCGCGAGUUGGAACACGUGAUGAGAGCUUGUAUGGAAGAAAACGGAAUGAAGUUUAGCGACGAACAAAUUGAAGAUCUGACACUUGCACUUUUUGAGGAUGCUGAUCAAGGCAACAGAGGAGCAAUUACUUUUGAAGCUUUAAAAAAGCAAUUAGAAAAACACGAUGGUUUAUUGGAAAAUCUCUCCAUUAGCAUAGAUCGAUGGUUGGUACCACCGCAGCCACAACCAAAGCAAAAAUCCAUUUUGAAAGAAUUUUCAUCCUUUCUUCCAUAUCAACUUACAAAGCCAUACAUGAAGAACAAUUAUAUGUAUAUUGCCUUUAUUUCGAUAUUUAUGCUUAUCAAUAUGGCUCUUUUUGUUUCUCGUCUCUAUGAGUAUCGACAGAACCAUGUCUAUGUGAUGUUCGCACGUGCAUGCGGACAAUGCCUGAACUUUGAUUGCACAUUUAUUUUGGUUCUGAUGCUACGCCAAUGUAUCACAUUCUUGCGAACGCAUAGCUUCAAUUCUAUAUUGCCCUUAGAUCAUCACAUAUAUCUUCAUAAAAUGACGGGAAUAUUAAUCGGAAUCUUCAGCAUUAUACACACUUUAGCUCAUAUUAUUUACUGCGGUACGGUAAUGAUAAAGGAUGAGAAAAUAAAUAGCGGAAAUUAUAGCAUGUCUGAAUGGUUAUUGACGACUCGACCUGGACGUUUCGGUCUAGUGGCAGGCACUGCUUAUCCAACUGGGGUAGUUUUGCUUAUUAUACUCACCAUUAUGAUUGUUUGUUCUAUGCCAUUUGUACGACGUGGAGGUUGCUUUGAGGUAUUUUAUUGGUCUCAUCUGCUAUACAUACCAUUCUGGAUUCUAAUGAUAUUUCAUGGUCCUAAUUUUUGGAAGUGGUUUGUCGGCCCGGGGGUUAUAUACAUGUUCGAAAAGAUUCGUCGAUGGACAUGGUUACGUUCUAAGAGCGGAAAGACGUAUAUAAGUUCCGGUCUUCUUUUACCUUCGAAGGUGACUCACUUGGUCAUCAAGAGACCACCCCACUUUCACUUUCAUCCCGGCGAUUAUGUGUUUGUUAAUAUUCCGAUAAUAGCAAAAUACGAAUGGCAUCCUUUUACCAUUAGCAGUGCUCCCGAACAAGAAGAUUACAUGUGGCUGCACAUUCGUGCGGUCGGUGAAUGGACCAAUAGCUUGUACUCAUAUUUUGAAAGAGAACAAAUGAAACUUCACCAUAGUGAUAUUUUGCCUGUCGAAAACUGUGACGCUAUGAGUAUUCCCCGAAAGAAACCAUUCCUUAGUGGUAGAAAGACACCACUUAUCAUGACACAAAAAGGUUCAAUGGAAUCUAUAUCUGCUCAUGGUCUAGGCAAUCCUUCCUUCGUAUCUGAUUUAUCGAGCCCCAUGCCACCUGCACAUACAUCUAUUAAUAAUCAAUCUGCAUAUUUAAAAACUGCAGAACAUACGUUGGAAUCAAAUAAAAUAUGGUCAGAAAUGUCUACAAAAAAAGACAGGAGACUCCAUCAGUUACUUCUUGGUCAUAAAAUACCACUCGAAAAAUCACACUCGAUGCCUGAUAUGCAAACGAAAAGCAAGAAGAAAGAGCGACUUAGAGCACUUCGAGAUUACGCGAGAUCGGAAUCCGAGAGGAGUUUUGAUGAGUGUCAGCUGAGACGAGCGCGAUUGAAAUCAUUGGGUUUAGCUUACUUGAGCCCACAGAACAAGUCGUUGGCCCAAAGUUUUCGUUUCAUGCGAACGAAACCGACCAUCAUCGCUUUCAAAACACCGAGUCUUGAAACAUAUGAUUAUGAGAUCAGUGCAUCGUCGAACAUUGUAACAAAUGUGAAUAUAGGGGGAGAUGAAACGAUGCAGAUUACACCAGUAGCGAUGCAAAUUGCGGCGGAGGAAGGAAGAGUGAGACAAGCAUCUAGUGAUAUUACAGAUAGUUCAGAAAGUCUAGAUUUGAAAUCCGAAUGUUCUUCUCAUCAACUUAUAACUUAUCCUGUAGGAAAACCAUUGGAAAUUUUUUUAGAUGGUCCUUAUGGAGCACCAUCAAGCCACAUUUUCCGAGCGCAGCAUGCUGUUCUAAUCGGCACAGGAAUCGGAGUUACACCCUUCGCCUCUAUACUUCAAUCGAUUAUGCAUCGAUAUUGGAAAGCGAGACAUACAUGUCCGAAAUGCUCAUUCUCUUGGUCCAGUGAGAUCCCACCUACUGUAAUGAAUUUACGAAAGGUGGACUUUUUCUGGAUUAAUCGCGAUCAACGUUCGUUCGAAUGGUUUGUAAACUUGCUGUCUCAACUCGAGAUGGAACAAGCUGAAUUAGGUAUCACCAUGGAACGCUUUUUGGAGAUGCAUAUGUAUAUCACAAGUGCAUUACAAAAAAAUGACAUGAAAGCAGUCGGCUUACAACUGGCGAUGGAUCUGUUACAUGAAAAGGAAAAGCGAGAUCUCAUCACAGGUUUGAAAACCAGAACAAACGCAGGUCGUCCUAAUUGGGACAAGGUAUUCAAGCAGCUCCAGGAUAAGAAGAAAGGAAAAAUUACAGUUUUUUAUUGUGGACCACCACAACUUGCUAGGAUCCUUCGAUAUAAAUGCGAUCAGUUUGGGUUUUGCUUUAAAAAGGAGUCCUUCUAAUAUCAAACAGAAACGAAUUUGAUAAUUACUGUGUUAAAAACCGCAUAAAGCAUCUUAACAUAACAAUUCGCAACUUGUCGUACAUAUAUUUCUGUAUUAUUUUUUUGCGAAUUAUAGAUAUAAUAAUUGUCCUU